Pocillopora meandrina is the source of this 12316-nucleotide messenger RNA. The record is from the annotation of a GenBank genome assembly. Lineage: Eukaryota; Metazoa; Cnidaria; Anthozoa; Scleractinia; Pocilloporidae.
GGUUUGAGUUCGUUGCCACUAAAAAGUUUGUAGAGACGUGAACGAGUUCGGCUAAUUAUGCAGUCAACGAAUUAAAAUUAAUAGAAGUAUGAACAGAUUGUGACAAAAGGUGAGCGUAGAGGUCUUAGUUAAGAGUAUAACCUGUAGUUUGCACAUGGGUUGUUUGUCAAUAUUUUCAGGAAGUGCAAGCGAAAUACACUUUUGAACCGCAAGUGUAGAGAUUUCAUUUUUUUACUUUUACAAGGUUAAAGCUACACUUUUUUAAUCUUAAACUUAUCUUAGUGAACCUGUAGUCUUAAUAUUUUGUUCAGACCAUACAAAGUUGGAGUUGCUACUUUAUUUCAGAUAUAUUCGAGGUCAUGGGGGAAGAUUUUAGUUCGGGACUUUUGGAGGGAUCUCCUACUACAUCUGGAGUACCCAUUGAGCACCUGGACUAUGGAUACAUAGAAAAGUGUUCUAAAAGCAAGGAACUGGAAAAGAUUCUUAGAGUUUUGCGGUAAGAAACUGUUUUUGAUUGUUGCAUCUAUUUCCGGUUUGCAUCGUGUUAAGAUCUGAUCAACGAUCAAUUCUCCCCAUCCUAUGAUUGAGGUGCGUGUAAAGCCUCAAACACUUUUUUGUGGUUAGCAUACAACUUCUCUCCCUAAAAUUUCAAUGCAUUAUACAGUAAACUGGUCAUGAGAAUCUACACACUUAUCAGUUCAAGGGCAGAAGCUUGAUUAAGCACCAUAUUUUCGACUUAAGUUUGAGUCAAUGUCUUGCCAUAUUAUAGGAGAAUAAGUACAAGGGUAUAUGAAGGGUGGUCCCUGGGGUGCCCCUGACCCCCCUCUUGUAAGUCAUUUUUGUCACAUAGAGUAAAACAUGACAUGGAGGUUGACAUAACAGUCUUCGACAUGGUGUGACACCACCCCCCUUUUGAAAAAUCCUGGUUACACUCCUGAAGUAGUCAGAUCUUGUGAGUUCAAGGGAGUUGUGAGGUACUCCAUAUCAUUAAAUAGACAUAUUUCUCCUCCUUUAUACCAAACUCCCACCUUCCUCCUUCUUCCUUCCUCCCAUUGGGUACAAGGUUCAAUAAUUUGAACAAUAUGUUGGAUUGAAAUUCAGCCAUAGCAGGAAAGAAAUGUUUUGAUCUUCUAAUGGCAGACACUGACUUCUUCCCCUCCCUCUCUUUUGUCUUGCUGAAUUUCAGGUCUGGCGAGGAAGGCCAUUAUCCAGAGCUUAUCAAAUUCACAGAGGAAAGAUUACAGAAGGUAAAUCCGAAAAGGUGAGUUUAGCAAACUCUAAUAACCUUCUUUUGUAAGUCAGACUGAGGAUGUUUGACUGGAGGGGCUGUGUUCACUAAAGAGGUCAUGGAAAUCCAACCUAACAGAUGGUGGUAAGUGGCCUAGAGAAUGGAGUUAGACUGCAGAUAACUACAUUGUAUCCCUGAAAUCUUUAUCUGUGGCGUCUACUUGAAAUUAAUGUUGUUAUUUUCUUGUUAUACAUUUGAAAUGGUGCUGCUAUUUUUGUUGAUAAAUCCCUAUUGUAUGAGACAUAUCUUAGUUCCCUUCUCUCAAUCUCUUUCUUUCUCUGAUAGCAAGAGUCUUCGUAAAGAACUCCCCAUCAACACUUAUCGCGAUUUGACUAAAUCAGAGCACCAGGAGAUAACAGAUGACUUGCAGGUUUGUGUCUUGUUCUUAGUGUUUUCACCCACAUGUCAAUGAAGGGUUUGCACUCACAGAGGUGGAUUCCAGCAAUAAGUAAUCUUAGUCCAGACUAUGAAAUGCAAAUUACAAAGGUUGGAAUCAAAUCACUCAAAUCCAGGCCUGUCAAAUUCUUAGCUAGGUAUUGCCAUUAGCUUAUUUUUUGGCUUCCUGUAACUUCAUUUUGAGUUAUAUUAGGAACCUAAGAAUGUGGAAUGGUUUGAUCAUAUGUAUCUUAUGGCUGUGUUCCUGAUUAUGACUUUUGUAAGAUAUGGGGUAAAUACUGGGCUUGAGAGCCUCAUUACAUUUCUGAUUCACUACCCUUGCAAAUACAGGCCUUAAAUCAGUUUGUACCUGUAACCUAAACAUUUUGCACUUCUUGGAGCCCUGCUCCUGUUGUUGUAGCUUUAGAUGGUAGUAGUUGAAAUAUGGGUCAUCUAGAGCUUUUGGAAAUGUAAAUACCGGACAGAGUAUUUCACUGCAGGAAACGAUCAGAUGGUAGUUUUCUCUCACACUGUGCUAAUCCCAAGCUAUCCAUUUUUUUUGCAGGAUUGGAUGGCAAAUAUCAAUGAAGAGGAUGAGGCAUUGAAGAAAUUAGGUGGAACUAAAGGAAUGGAAAAUGAUAAUCUUCCUCCUAUUAGAACAGCAGUCAGAAGUGAAAAACCUCCUGCUGAGGUUUGUUUAAAUAUUGUGUGGAAUUCUUUGCAUAUGUUAAGGAAUGAUUUUUAUAACACACUACAGGAUAUGAACAUUUUAGUCAGGAUCUCAUACCCAUGGUUGUAGACAGGGUUGUCAGAAAGCUUUGUUAAGGGAGCACACUGUAACCCUUUUUUUUCCCCACUUUGAUUGCUUACAUAAAUGAUAUCAUCCAUGAAUGAUUUUAGCAUAAUUUGGCCCAUCUCUCUCAUUAGCAGCCUCAAAAACCUACAGCUGAAAAGAAGAAGCCAGUGACACCACGUAGCUAUCAUGAAUGGGACAGGUAAAUGAAAACUGCUUGAAAUGUUACAGGCUACUUCAGUUGCAUCCAUCUGCAUCAUUGGCUGUGAUGUGAUGCACUGCAAAUCUUCACACUUUGCUUUCCUGCAUGGCAGGAUUUGCCAGUUCAAUGCCACUGUCUUCAGAUAUAAACUCUUGGUGGAUUAUAUUCUAACAGCUGAUGGAGGAGUUCUGGUUUCACAAGAAAAGUGAUAAUAUCACCUCUUCUUCUAACCUUAGGCAGUGAUUGGCAAUCAAAGGUGUCUAUGCCUGAGGUUCUCUGAUUUUAGGGGAUGAUUCCCUUUAAUUCCUUCCCAUUACUUCUCCCAUUAGAGUAUAUUUUAUUUCCUGAUUUGUGAGAGACUUUUUUUAUUGGUAGAAAGUCCUGAAUGCACUCAAGAAAAUUUUGCAUGUAAGUCUUGCUCCAUACUCAGAGGCUUCAGAACUAAUUAAUGCUAACAACAAUGUCAGUUUGUCCUUUUACCUUUUUAUUCCACAAGAUUUGAUCCUGAUAAGGAGAUAGAAUCUUUGGAGAAACAAGAGGAGAAAGAAAAGAAAAAGAAGCAGGAGAAAGUGAGGGCAACCAACAAGAAUGCAAUUUCAGCAAAUGUGGAUUUGACAGGUAAUGUGCAGUUAUGCUUGAGGUAUAUGAAACAAAAUGGAGAGAUUUGAAUUUGAAGGCUGCUCUGACAGAUUCAAAAAUUGUAAACUGCUCAAUACAGUCUGGCCAAAUUCCCCCUGCAAAGUGUUGUUAAGUGCCAUGAGCUGAUGGAUAUGGUGCUAUAUAAAUACUUCAUCGUCAUUAUUAUUAUUUAAAGUACCUUUAACUCCCAUGAGUGACCAAGCCAUAAUUUCUCCUUACAAUAUCAAUACAAUAUCAAGCAGACAAGUGAUAAGAAACAAGAAAGAUCUCAAUUAAGGGAUUAUUAGUUGACCAAUACCAAAUUCUCUAAACUAACAUCACAAGAACUGUAUGGCAGACAGUAAGGAGAAUUACAAAUGAGAUCUUAGGAGUUAAAGGGUUAAGAUGAGUCGCUAAAUAAAAUCGAGACACAUGGGGUAGUGAUUAACUUGUUGGAAUUUUUAUAGAAAGGUCCAGGUUUAAGUUCCAUCCUAGAUUACUGCAAUGUGGUCUUGGAUACUUAGGUAAAAUACUCUAAAAAAAAUGAAGUAUGACACUUGGUGAAUGCAUGGGCAUUCCAUUUCAUUUAUGUAUUCUAUGGGGAUAGUUGGCCAAACUAAGUAAACAGUGACUGAACAUUCUUUAAUCAAUUCUUUUCUUCUUCUCCUCCACUGUUAACUAUGGUAUGGUAAAGUCAACCCAUCUGGCCACUUAUCUCUAACAGUUUCUCUAGCAGGGCAUAAUUAGGGCUACAGUUGAUAGACAGUUCAUGGCAUGCUAUCCCCAAGCAGUUUUGCCAUGGGUCUAGGGAAGCACUGAGGGAGACAAUUGUCUUGCCUAGUGCGAGGCAUAAGGAUCUACACAGAAUACUGACCAUUAUGCUUGUGUCUCCUACAAAUUUAUACUGCUUGAUAACUACCUUGUCAUUAUAAUUCUUUUUCAAGAUUCUUUUCUUUUCCUCUCUACAUUUACAGGAAAGAGUGACACGGAGAGGAAAAUCCUUGCUACCAGAGAAAAGGAGAAAGGAAAUGAAGCAUUCCAGAGUGGCCAUUACUCUGAAGCUUUGACCUUUUACUGCCGAAGCAUUGAACUGGAUCCAAAAGCAGCAGCAGUGUACAACAACAGGGCACUUGCAGGUAUAAAGUGCUCACAGUGCACCCACUGAUGAUGAUAAGAAAUUAAAGUCUUUCCUGUUAUUGUCAAAAUAUUGUUACUUCUGAUGUGAAUUGUAUAGUUUCAACUGCUUGAUGUACAUAAGCCUUCUUCUGGAAAUGAAGAAGAAGGGAUACAUGUCACCUUUUGGUGAAAAGUGUGUUGUCAUUUUAAUUUAAUAGCAUAUUUUCUUUCCCUAAAGAAAUUAAACUUGGAAAGUUCCAAGAAGCUGUUGAUGACUGUGAUCAUGUGCUUAGUAUAGAACCCAAGAAUGUAAAAGGUACUACAUUUAAUGAUUCACAAUAAUUAUUUUCGCAUCCAACUGUAUUUGUUUCCAAUAGUUAAAUUAUGAAGGGAAAAGCUAUCCAUCUUGAAAAAUGUAGGCUGGUAAACAUUUUGUUUUAAUGUUUCGGUGUGUAAUCUGUGUUUUUCUUUGUGAUUCACAAUCAUUCUUGUUACAUUUUAGUUUAUAGUUUCCACCUUUGUGAAUUAUCAUUCAAUGCUUCUUUGAAUGAAUGGACAUUUUUACAACAUCCAAACGAGUAAUUGUGACUAUCACAAAAUGCUUCAGAAAUCCUUUCAUUUUGAAGGAAAUACAAAGCUAACCUAUUACCUUCUGUCAGCUGGUAUUUGAAGUAAGGUCAUGCACUGAACUCUCUUUCGCUUUUGUUUUCUAAGCUUACUUGAGAAGGUCCAUAGCUCAUCGAGGGAAAGGGCUUAAUGAAGAAGCAAGGAAGGAUCUUAAUCAAGUGCUUUCUAUUGAACCUAAAAAUAAACGAGCCUUGGUAUGUGUUGAUAAAAAUUUUAACAUGUUUUUGUCAUUCUCAGUCAUUUAGUGGUAUAUAUAAAUCAGAGUAAUUUUGCUUCAAUUAGUUACUGCUGAUUUGUUUUAACACAGGAAUUGCUUGAUGAAUUAAAAAAGAAAGAAAACAGGUAACUAUUGUUGUGUAGUGUAAAUUAAGAAUGAUGUUUUUGUGGUUCUAGUUGAUUUGUUCUGGAAUGUUAUAUUUCUAUAAUAAAUUAUCACUAUUUGAAGUGUUUUAUUUGCAUAAGACUCAAAGCUUUUUCUUACCAACAUAACAUGUUCACAUCUGUAUGUGUUUCUUAUUAUGGAGGUUAUCAGUAAUUUAAGCCUUUAGCGCCUCAGGUUGUUUAUCACACUGUCGAGCACAGGUAUGGUGCCAACUUCCGAGGUUGAGAAAAACAACCAAAUGAAAAUAAAAAGCAUAGCUUUUUGGUAAUAGUAGUUGGUUGGAGUUGUUGUAGAAAGUAGUUGAAGCUGGAGUCAGAGUUGGGGUUAAUUAGAGAGAAGUUACUGUGAUUCGAGGCUUAUAGUACAUGUAGCGAGCUUGCUUAAGGUAGACAACUCCUAACAUCUCAACAAUGUUUAUCGCUGCCUCACAUUUGACUGUUAUUACUAUUUCGCUAUGGAUUUAAGUUUGAUACAUGUUGUACAAGUAUUAGUUCGUGAAGUGUUUUAAGUUGAGAGUAUCCGACCUAUUUAGAUUCGCGCGUGUUUUUGAACACAGUUUUCAAAAGCCACAGAGGAACUUUUUUUUCGUUUUCCCAUGGCCUCCUCUAAGCACGAGAGGGUGAAGGGGGUAAGCUAGGAAGGAGGUUGGGUGAGUAGGGGGGGGGGAGUGGCACAGGGAGAAUUCUGUGCGUCUUUUUACUUGGGUUUUUUUUUACUUCUGUUUUAGCAAAAGUGAAGAACACAGCAAGCUUGGUGGAAAAUCAGCGGAAUCACACCGAGACAAAAGUGAAUUAAAUGGCUCUGAAAGAACUUCUUCUAAUAAUCAUAGUUCUGUUAAAACUGAAAAAGUGUCGUCAAUGAAACCCAAAGGAAAAAGGAUGAAAAUCAUCGAGGUUGCGAGUGAAAAUGAACCAGAAACUUCUGCAAAAUCAAAUGAGGAAAGGAAUAUUAAUAAAACGUCAACUAAAUCAUUUACUCAUUCAGCAGACAAAGCAGAAGCCAAUCAAAGAACUAUGGAUGGUGAAGGAGUGCAAUCGAGCGAUAAGGAAGAAGUUAAAAAACAGCCCCAACUACCUGGAUUAGUGCAGAAGGCUCAAGAAGAUGCCACACGACUGUUUAAACUGGGAAGAUUUGCUGAGGCAGCGGAGCAGUUUACACAAGCUAUUGAUAUACUGAAGCAAAGUAAAGAAGGUACAGAUUGAUAUUUUUGAUUAUUAUUAUUUCAAAGUUAUUGAACAUUUCAAUGUAGCAACUAAGUUAAAAACGUAAAGGAUUUCAAGGGAACUUCUUCAAUUUAUGAACCAUACUGUUUACCGAGACUGUGCUCGGUAAUAUUUGACUGAAACCCUGAACUUCUUUGGACAGAUUGAGCUGCUGUAGUCCUCUUAAAACCGACUCCAGGACAUGUCAGAUACUUACGGUAUUCACAUGACUCAGAGGAACGAAACAGAACAAGUUAACUUCACUGGCAGAUUGAAACUAACGAACGAUACUCGGCACUUACAGCUAAUGACAACACACCAAACAUAGCCAAUACUUUUUCACGAGCUAACACUCAAUUGGGAAAUAACUCCUCACUUGACCCAGAUGAUGACUUCCACUCAACACUCCAACCCCUAACUUCUUCUUACAGCAUCAUCCUUGAAUCAAACAUUACGGUCUUGAUGAGAAAAGGAAAGGAUCGCUUACGAAAGAGGCUGUUAAUCUUUAAACAAAUUUUGUUUUAGUAACAGGCAAUGUAUAAACAACAAUAUGGAGAAACUACAAUUUGAUGUCAGGGUGUAAAGGGUCGCUAUCUCCGCUAGCAGUCAUUUUUCAGAACUACCAUCAACUGGAAGAUCAUAAAACAGGAUCAGUUGAGUUGUUUUUGGCUAUUCUUAUCUGCAGAGAAAGUCGUAUCCCGUCACGCCAUGUGUGCUUUGCUGUGUAACCGUGGCUCGUGUAUGAUCAAGAUUGGUGACUGUACUAGUUGUAUAAAUGACUGUACAUCUGCCUUGGAGGUUUCACCGGGUGCUUUCAGACCACUCCUCAAACGAGCCGAAGCAUACGAAAUCUUAGAAAAGUAAGAGGUUCUUUUAGUUUGAUUUUGAUACUUUCAAGCACAAAAUUGAGACAUGAGGCGUUCAAAUUUGUACACGUUACGAAGGAUCUCUUGCGAGAAACAAGUGGUACCUGUAAGAGUUAGUCAUGCAACUCGCGAGAUCGAAACGCAAGUGGAGGAAAGCGCAAGGAAAGCGCAAGGAGAGUGUAAAAGGCCAGUAACGUGCGAGAGGAGGAGCUCCUUCCCCGCGUGUAUCUCACCCCUCGCGCGCGCUUUCCCGCGCUUUCCUUGCACUUUCCUUGCGUUUGCCUCCGUUCGCGUGAAAAACGCAAACGUGAGACAUGACACCAUUAACUUCUGCGUUCUUGAUUGUUGUUGUGCCAGGUUCGACAAGGCUUGGCUGGAUUACCAAAUGGCGCUGAAAAUCUCUCCCUCAAAACAGCACUGCAUUACAUGGAAACUACAGGUGAUAACUUCAUGAAGGUUUUUUAAAAUCUAGGAGGACAUAAAUAAUACUUUUUCGUUUUGUUAUUUUUCAAUUUUUCCAAGGAAUAAUUACCAUAUGUUUUCUCUGUACACUGAAGUUAUUUAGUGUGAUAUACCCUUGCGAAAUUUUUUUUGGGGGGAGGGGGGAUGUAGUUUUCCCCCCACUAUCUUGCCACACGUGUUCAUUGGUCCAUCUCUAACUUUUCAAGUUUGCAAACGUCUAAAUACGUCAACUUUGGCAGCAAAAGAGUGACUUUAAUUCUACUUGUGUAGGACUUCAAAACAUCUAGAACAUCGGCUUGGAACGAACUGGAGAAGGAAAGUUUCCCCAAUGGAAUACUCACCAGUGAUCAAGUCUUCUGUAGCGCUGCCUACCACUGACAGCUCAUCAGCUCACCCUACCCCUACACAGUCAGCUGAAGAAGCUACAGACCAACUCCAUCCCUCCCCUCCACAAGGGAUAACCGAAAGCAUGCCAACCACCACUCAUCCUACUGUGGAGGCCCCUGUUGAUCCAGCUGUGAGGUUUGCACAGUGUAAAGAAGAAGGGAAUUCGUUAGUAAAACAGGUAGAUAACGUGUUACUUUUGUUGCUGUUGUUUUUAUGCCAGAGUGUGUUUAUAUGUUUCCUUAUGUUACAAAAACGAAGUGCUGCUUUCGCUUUUGUGUACUUUUGUUUGUUUGUGUUUUUUCAUUUACUUUUAUCAUACGCGCACAAGCCAUGGAGUCCGCCAUGUGGAAAUUUUUGUAAUUAAAAAAAAUCUUUCACGUGAUAGAACGUGUAGUCGAUCCUUCGUGCAAAUUUUAAACGUACUUAAAAUCCAAGGUAUAUUUUUAUUUAGAGCAAGGGUAUUUCUCCUUUUCCCGUAACAGAACCGCUGCGAGGAAGCUGUUGCGCGAUACACAGAAUGCAUUAAUAUUGAUCCCAUAAACGUAGCAAUUUAUACAAACAGAGCACUAUGUUACCUGCGACUCAAUCAGGUAAGAGGCUGAACCCUGUUAAAAGUUAAAAUUAAAAGUUCUGGAUACUUGUAUUUACCUUAUUUUUACAUUCCUUAAGAGAGUACGGACCUCUCUUUCGUCUAGCAAACAUUGACUAUUCUUUCUUUUACUUAUUUAUUCCAAAUUUUUUUAUUAUUAUUUGGAUUCUCUGAAAACUAAUCAGUUUCCUUUUGUCUCAAGCACGAGCUGGCAAUGGAUGAUGCAACAGAAGCUCUGAGACUUCAACCUGAUAACGUGAAGGCUCUUUUCAGGAGAGCACUCGGCAAAAAGGUUUGUUUCAUUGCCGAGAGAGAAACAUGUAGGGUAUGACCUUAAUGGGUGGAUUCGAUGUAACAUUAAUGUGAUUCAACCGCAAAUGAUAAGAAAACAAGAGAGAAAGAAUGACGCCUUUUUUUUCCUUUUAAAAAACUUAACACCCGAAAUAGCGGGAAAGAAGGUUCCCACUGACUCACGUUUCGUGAGGCUUACAGCUGGUAAAUAACAGCAAACUGACUAAUCACUUUCUACUAACCGGACUAAUAACACUCAACCGACAAAAAAUCUCAUUAGACUUCUUCUUUAUGGUUACUUCUGCUCAGUUUGUGAACACAUCGGUCACCACCCCCCACAGUAAUCCUUUCCUGGACUACUCUUAUACAAACAAUCAGACUACACGCCCUAGUUCAAACCGUAUACAGUAGUUGGAAGAAGUUGCUCAUCGUGCUUCAAGUUGUAUCGAUUUCAAUGUGUGUUAGUUACUGUGUACCUCAUAUUAAGUGCUGAAUAUUUUUUUCAACCAACUAUAGUGUUCGUAACAUUCUGUAGUCAUCACAAUUGUUGCUCUGUUGGUAUUUGACAGGCGUUAGGGCAGUAUGAUUCAGCUGCAAGAGACUUGUUAUCCCUCCAGAAGAUUGAACCGAAAAAUGCUGCCGCCAAGAAAGAAUUAAAAAUUGUUCUUGAGAUGUGCCGUAAGGUAUUCCAACAAGACUCUGUUUUCAUUAGUAAAGACUGACUGUGCUGGGAUAUUGCCCACCUGCAAUAAGAUACCAAAUGAACGCUUUGUACUUGUGUUUACGUAUUUCAAGUUUUUUCUUUCAUAGUUCAAAAAAAAGGAAACUCAAACUGUGAUCAUGCUCACUUUUGGCAGGAACGAAGGUCAUCACACGACAAAAAUGCAAAACUUAAAGAAAGAAAAGAGGAAAAGAAAGCCGAACAACAGGCACCGAAAAUUAGUCACGAAGAGACGAAAAUUAGUCACGAAGAGACGAAAACAAAAUGGAAAAGAGUAACAAUAAGGGAUGUACAAGAUAGAGACCACGAGGUAGGUCGAGUAAACCCCCCUCCCCACCCCCACAAAACACCAAAAAAAGGUGUCUUUUCCGGACUCUAUUUUUAUCUGGACUGAGUUCCUUUUAACUGGUUAUGGAAUCUCCUUUUGAGCGAUCAGAACAACGAGAUUUUACCUGAAUAUUGUCAAGCCCAAAAACGACUAACGCGUAAACAAGUUUGAGUAAUACAACGGUUUUUUUCCUCGCACCCCAACAACGUAUGGGUGUUCGAGGAUGGUACAACGAGAGAACGCUAAAGGAACCACAUCUCCCUUCUCUUGUUUGUGUCAGGUCUUCAGCACGCUAUCCAAUAAGGAUUGUGAUUUCAGAGUUCACUUCCCGCCGUAUAAGCCUCUGGUGUAUUGAAGUCAUACUUGACCCUUGCGUAUCACGUAUGUGCUGCCUUCCCGUCCUCUACUAUGACUGAUGCUAUCUUUUGUCUCCCAGGAAGACGAAGGGCCAGUCCCCUCGCCGAAACAGCCGUCUCCUUCUACAGCUAACAAGCUUUCAGAUAAAGCGCCAAUUAAUCCAAUGGAAGGGACCACAACUGGAAGGCCAGUCAAGCUUGCAAAGGUUGACAUCUUUAAUGAGCAGUGAUACUGUUUUCAUCGUCAUUUUCACUUCGUUUGCUUCUUCUCCAUCCUCUAUCUCUGAUCCUUUUUGUUUCACAAUUCCUUCCUUGGUGAUUGACGAUCACUUCAACGUUUUAAUCGAUUUUGAAUUUUGCGGAUCCUACGAUAUCUUCGCAAAAAAAUUCGUGGCCCUUGAUGAAGCUUCUGAAACAACGAGAGUUGUAUCCAUCACUGUGAGAUUUCAUUCGAUUUUGAAUUUUCAUCCUCAUUUUCGGCAGAAAAUCGUGAUCCUUGACGUAGCUUCUGUAACAAUUGAAGUCUUAUCACUUUCAUCAACGUCAUGGCGUUACAUCACUUAAGUUUAUACAUGGUUGUUUUUCAUUAGAAAACGCCGUAUGAUUUCUUUCAAGCGUGGAACUCGGUGAAAAAAAAUGAUACUAAAGAUUAUGCGGAUUUACUGAGGCAGCUAGAGACGAAACGCCUCACCAAAGGUACAAAGUCCGUAAAGAUACUUGUUAUGCUGAAAAUGGGGAACGGGGGAGGGAGGGGGCGGUCUGAGGUGGGGUGUGUGUGAAAGGAAGGGAAAGGAGAGAGGAGUGAUAGGGGAAAGAAUGGGAUUAAAAGACAAACAAGGGAAGAGGGAAUGGAGGAUGAAAAAAGGAGAAUUAGAGAAUAACAAGGAGAAAAAGAAAUGGGAAAUAGAAGUGGAUAUGUGAGAGAGGGAGGAGGGUUCAGAAAAAGCUCACAUGAGGGAAGAAUAAGAACCGUUAAUCGAUAACGGAUGAGAGGAAAGUGGGAUACAGAUCAAGAAAGAAAGAAUGGGAAGAGAAAGGGAAUUAAUUUAAAGGGGGGUCGAUAGGGAGAGAUAGGUCAUGUGGGAAAGGGGAGGAUAGAAGGAUAUUAAGAAAGGGACACAAAAGAGAAUAAGGGAAAAUGAGAAUAUAAAUUACCAAGUAAGGGGCAAAGUUUAGAGGAGUCCUCAAAGAAGGUCGUGUACUGACAUUGUAUGUUUUUUUUUUGGUCAGUUCUCAGUAAUAAACUUGAUGCUCCAAUGUUAAGUAGCAUUAUAGCAGCCCUCAGCCAGGAAAUUGUUCCACAAGGUAAAGACAAACUUUAGCUUUUUAAUUCAAGAACAAUUGAGGAUUGAAACCUUAGUCGGAGUGGAGUCAUAAUCUUAUCCUAUGAUCACUUUGUUAUUGUAACAGGAGAAGAAAAACUUGCUUGCCACAUUCUGGAAGAGCUUAGUCAUGUUGAACGAUUCGAUAUGGUGUUGUUAUUUAUGUCGUCUAAAGAAAAGAAAGGUGAGAAACUUGGUUUUAAACUUCAUUUUGUUGUUGUUGUUGUUGUUUCAAAAAAUUGUUUCUUUGGGCCAGUUACAGCAAUUUAUCAACUCAUUUCUGUUAUUAGAACUUCAACAGCUUUUCUCCAACCUUCAAGUUGCGAGGGACCAGAAGAAGUUUGUCACAAGUGAUGAAUUUGAACAGCUACAAAAGAAGUACUGGAAUUAG